This is a messenger RNA of Lolium rigidum, 1686 nucleotides long. RefSeq names its product anthocyanidin 5,3-O-glucosyltransferase-like. Lineage: Eukaryota; Viridiplantae; Streptophyta; Magnoliopsida; Poales; Poaceae. Gene Ontology annotation, molecular function: UDP-glycosyltransferase activity. Bases 81 to 1517 code for a protein of 478 amino acids. The record is from RefSeq and is a predicted model, not a curated record. The transcript has a single exon.
GCAGCACGGCGCUCUGAAGUCAGAGCAGUCAGGCCGGACAAGGCGAGACCAGAGCAUUCCGUCCUCUUCCACUUCCAAAAAUGACACUCCAAAACAAUGGCCACGCCAACAAUCCGAAGAAGCUGGUGGUCAUCUACGCGCCGCCGGGGAUGCCGGGCCACCUGGUCCCCACGGUGGAGCUUGGCAAACUGCUCGUGGCGCAGGGCCUGGAGGUAACCGUCGUCGUCGGCGGGGAAGCCGACCAAGGCGCCGGCGGGUCGUUCCUCGCAGGCAUCGUGGCCGCCAAUCCGUCCAUGUCCUUCCACCGCCUCCCCGCUGCCACCCUCCCCUCCGACGUGCCGAGCUACGAGGUCAAGGUCUUCGAGCUCGCGCGCGCCUCAAACCCGGACCUCCGCGACUUCCUCCGCUCCGCCUCCCCGGCCGCUCUCGUCAUCGACUUCUUCUGCACCAGCGCCAUCCACGUGGGCAAGGAGCUCGGCAUCCCGACCUACUUCUUCCUCACCACCUGCAUCGCCGGCGUCGCCCUAUCCCUCUACCAGCCAGUCAUCCACGAGCGGACCACCCUGAGCUUCCGAGACCUCGGCAGUGAGCUCGUGCACUCCCCGGGAGUGCCACCGGUCCCGGCAGAUCACCUCGCCGCGGCUAUCCUUGACCGGGACAGCUGGAGCAACAAACUGUUCUUGGACUUAUCCGAACAGAUGUGCAACUCCCAGGGCGUUAUCAUCAACAGCUGCCGCUCAUUGGAGCCACGCGCCACCGACGCGAUCGUUUCCGGCCUCUGCACGUUCCCCGGACGGCGAACGCCGCCGCUGUACUGCGUAGGGCCACUGGUAAAGCCCGAGGAAGCUGCAGGGGCAAAGCGCCACGAGUGCCUCGCGUGGCUCGAUGGCCAGCCCAAGGCCAGCGUGGUGUUCCUCUGCUUCGGCAGCCUGGGCCGGUUCGGCGCCGAGCAGAUCAAGGAGAUGGCGGCGGGGCUGGAGACGAGCGGGCAGCGGUUCUUGUGGGCCGUGCGGCGCCCUCCUGGCGUCGAGCACCUGCCUGCCGACGACCUCGACGCGCUCUUUCCCGAAGGCUUCCUGGAACGGACCAAGGACAGGGGACUGGUGCUCAUGUCGUGGGCGCCGCAGAGGGAGGUGCUGGCGCACGACGCGGUGGGCGGGUUCGUUACCCACUGCGGGUGGAACUCGGUGCUGGAGGCGGUCAUGGCGGGCGUGCCCAUGCUGGCGUGGCCUCUCUACGCGGAGCAGCGCAUGAACAAGGUGUUCUUGGUCGAGGAGAUGCGGCUGGCCGUGGCCAUGGAAGGGUAUGACAAGGAAAUGGUGAAAGCCGAAGAGGUGGCGGCGAAGGUGAGCUGGCUGAUCGACUCCGACGGAGGGAGGGAGCUCCGGCAGCGGACACAGGCGGCCAUGCAGCGGGCAAAGGAGGCGCUGAGCGACGACGGGGAGUCGAAAGCGGCAUUGAAAAAUCUCGCCACACAGUUGAAAGGCACCGGCGAGAAUGGAGUCAUCAUCAAUUGAAAGCUUUUGCCGGUGGAUCAUCAAAUUUUACAGUGUAUGUUGUCCAUACACCGUAGGAAAUCACUAAAGCAGCAUUGCUAGCGUCCGUAUCUACAUCCAGUAUUUAUUUCAUUUUUCUUCGUACCUAUUGGUAACUGUUUUUUAGUUGAAGACGGCUACUAGUGUAAGU